Notolabrus celidotus (New Zealand spotty) is the source of this 3579-nucleotide messenger RNA. Its product is annotated as lysyl oxidase homolog 4-like. Gene Ontology annotation, cellular component: membrane. The transcript is spliced from 14 exons. Gene Ontology annotation, biological process: peptidyl-lysine oxidation. Gene Ontology annotation, molecular function: protein-lysine 6-oxidase activity; copper ion binding. The record is from RefSeq and is a predicted model, not a curated record. The coding region runs from base 1 to 2682 and encodes 893 amino acids. Lineage: Eukaryota; Metazoa; Chordata; Actinopteri; Labriformes; Labridae.
AUGCUGUGCCUCAGCUCCCUGUCAAUACUCCUCCUCCUGCUUCUCAUCCUCCCCCCUCCACUGGCUGCCCAGGAGGUGCAAGUACGUCUAGCAGGCGUGGGCCGUCGCAGUGCAAAUGAGGGACGUGUGGAGGUGUUCUACAAUGGUGCAUGGGGCACAGUGUGUGACGACGAGGUGGACCUCAACCUUGCAAACGUUGUGUGCAAACAGCUGGGCUUCCCAAGAGGCCUAACCUGGGCGCACAGUGCCAAAUUUGGAGAAGGACAAGGUCUGAUCUGGUUGGACAAUGUGCGCUGCAAAGGCACAGAGCUCUCUAUCGCAGACUGUCGCUCCAAUGGUUGGGGAAUCAAUGACUGCACCCACUCUGAGGACCUGGGGGUCAUUUGCGCUCCACAUAGGAGAAAUGGCAACCCCUCAGAGCCAGCUCCUUCUUCCUCAAGGCAGCACUCAAGAGCACAGUCUGUGUCUCCUCCAGGUCCUCCUCCAGCUCCAGCCCACAUCGCCUCUCUUGCAAGAGGCCAUGAGAUCGCCAUCAAUCGCAACCCAACUUCUUCCCGUCGGGGCCUUUUAUCCCCGCAGGAAAACGGCCACGAGAUCCAGAUCCUGCGGAGAAAUCGAGGCGGAUCACGGCCAGGCUUGCAGGCCAGCUUAGCUUCACCACAGGGGCACCAGUUACCUUCACAUCUGGCAAACAGUGCAGCCUACAGGCAGAGGCUGGAGGCAGCGAGGACCAGUCCACAGGCAGUGAGGAGAGAGGCAGAGGUAGACCGGCAGCGCCAAACCCAGAGGGGCGACAGGCAACAGCAGAUCAGUGGGAACCAUGUUGAACCAGAGCCUGUUUAUCCAGACAUGGGACUGGAUACUGAAGCACAGUACACACAGGGAUCUGUUCACUUAGAGGAAGCUCGUCUCAGACCUGUGCUGACCGGCAACAAUGGCGGCCUGGUUGCAGAGGGAGUCUUGGAAGUGAAGCAUGCUGGGAGGUGGCGUCAUGUGUGUGACAAUGGCUGGGACCUCAGUAGCAGCCGUGUCGUCUGUGGCAUGUUAGGAUUCCCUUCUGCUGAAGCGUUUGACCAGAACGCCUACAGGAAACUGUGGGACUCCAAGUUAGCAGACCCAUCCGCCAGGCUGAGGACACAAAUCACUAAGAAGGCCUACUGGGUGGAGAAGGUGCAGUGUCAGGGCGUGGAGGCCUCUCUGUCGCAGUGUCAGGCACAGCUCUCAUUGCCCAGGAGUGAUGUCCCAUGCAGGGGAGGCAUGCAUGCCGUGGUCCGCUGCGUCCCUGGAUCCCAGUUUGCACGUUACGGCAGAGCACCUGCACCACCAGCUGUCGCUCCCGUUGUGCGUCUGAAGGCCGGGCCCCGGCUCGGAGAGGGCCGUGUUGAGGUGCUGAAGGAGGGGAAGUGGGGCACAGUGUGUGACCACCUGUGGGACAUUGCUGCAGCCAGCGUGGUCUGCAGAGAGCUUGGCUUUGGAUCAGCCAAAGAAGCCCUCACCAAGGCCCAGCUGGGACAGGGUACUGGUCCCAUCCACAUGAACAGCGUACAGUGUACAGGCAGGGAGAGGUCUGUCACAGAUUGUCACUUCAGACCCGUUCCACUUUACACCUGCAAACACACCCAGGAUGUGGCAGUCCGCUGCAAUGUGCCCAACACUGGCCUGCAAGCAACAGUUCGUCUGGCAGGAGGCAGAGAGCCAUCAGAGGGCCGUGUGGAGGUGCUGAUGGAUGUUGGAGGGGCGAGACGUUGGGGAUCCGUCUGCAGUGAGAACUGGGGCAUCAACGAGGCCAUGGCGGUCUGCAGACAGCUUGGCUUGGGCUUUGCUGCAAGGGCUCAUCAGGAGACCUGGUACUGGCCUGGUUCUUCAGAUGCAAGUGAGGUGGUUCUGAGUGGAACUCAUUGUAUCGGUACUGAGAUGUCCAUCCAGCAGUGUCGCAGGAACACAAAUGUGUACUGUCCCAGAGGAGGAGAUGGCAGAGCUGCAGGAGUCACAUGCGUAGAAACUGCUCCUGACCUUGUUCUGGACGCACAGCUCGUCCAAGAGACAGCCUACCUGGAGGACCGACCCCUGCACCUGCUGACCUGCGCUAACGAAGAGAACUGCCUGUCCUCCUCUGCAGCCAGGAUGAACUGGCCCUACGGACACCGCCGCCUGCUGCGCUUCUCCUCCCGUAUCAUGAACAUGGGCCGUGCAGACUUCAGGCCCCGGGCCACCAGAGAAAGCUGGACAUGGCACCAGUGUCACAGACACUACCACAGCAUUGAGGUGUUCACCCACUAUGAUCUGCUGACCCUCAAUGGGACCAAGGUGGCUGAGGGUCAUAAAGCCAGCUUCUGUUUAGAGGACACCUACUGCCCUGAAGGUAUCAGCAAACGUUACGCCUGCUACAACAUGGGACAACAGGGAAUCUCUGUUGGCUGCUGGGACACCUACCGCCAUGACAUUGACUGUCAGUGGAUCGAUAUUACAGACAUUCGUCCUGGUGAAUACAUCUUCCAGGUGGAAGUCAAUCCUUCCUUAGACAUGGCUGAGUCUGACUUCCAGAACAACGUGAUGCGUUGUCGCUGCAAGUACGACGGAGCACGAGUUUACAUGUUCGGAUGCCAUGCAGGUGACGCUUACAGUGCCGAGGCUGAGGACCUGUUUGACCAUCAACGUCAGAUCUCCAACAACUUCCUGUGAAUUAAGGAACAAGCAGAUUAAAGGACAAAACAACUGAACAACUCCUCAGCACACCUCAUCAUGUCAUGGGAAGAAGGGUGAAUGACAACGACGUGCCAGUGACUUGAGAGACGGGGGUCAGAAGUUGGGAGGCUGGGAUUCAGGGACUUCAUACCAUCCCCUGACUUGUCAUCUGUAUUGACUGUUUCUGUUAGAUAGUCAAAAAAAAGUCACCGGAAGAGGAGAAAGAGAGGGAAAAAAUUGAAAAAUAAAAAACUAAGUUGGCCUUUAAAGCAUCAUGUCACAAUGAUAAAACAUAGAGUUAGUUUACAAAUUGAAAAAUGUGUCUUGAAUUGUGUAACAAGUUUAUUUACCUUGAUCAAAACAUAACCACGGUUUAGACAGUAAUGACAUGAAGGCACAUGAGAAGGAAACAUCCUUUACUUUUACAGUGCAUCACCAAUCUGUCGUCCAUGUAAGACCAGCUGAUAACAGACUCUGUACAUGCUUCCUGUGCUUUCGUUGUUCAUAUUACAAAUGCAGUAUUUCCUGUUACGACUGUGUGCUUUCUGGUUUGAAUGGUGAUUUUUUUUUUAUUUCAUGGUGCUAUUUUGCCUUAUUUGAAUAAAUAUUGUAAUGUAUUGCAAAUGUAUUGCCAUGUACAGUUUUAUAUUACCUCUCUGGAAUAUUGUGCUUUAGGUCUAAUUUAUGCAGAAUUUAAAUGUACUUUGAGUUGAAACGUGUGCCUGUGUGGCUUUGUUUUGUAUUGUCACUUUUAAUAAUGAACAAUAUUUUCACUUGUUUGUUCUUUACCUGUUUACCAUCAGUAACAUCAGAAGAGAUCUGGGUGUACCACCUCAAUGCGCCUUAAACAGAACCUGGUAAUGGUAGUGAAAGAAUAAACGUCAGAUUGACAAA